AUGGCUGGAGAUCCUGCCACGCGUGCGGAAAUUGAGCAGCUGCGAGAUACUGGAGCUGUCAAGGACCUAAAACUACGCCUUCAAGCUCGCAUCCAAUUCGGAACGGCCGGCCUCCGGGGCCGGAUGGCAGCAGGAUUCUCGUGCAUGAAUUCUUUGACGGUUAUCCAGGCAUCCCAGGGUCUAGCCAGAUAUCUGAAAGACAAACAUGCCGACGUUGCAUCUGGCGGUGUGGUCAUUGGCCAUGAUGCUCGGUACAACUCGGCCAAAUUCGCUGCUCUGGCGGCGAAUGCUUUCAUUGCUCUAGAGAUCCCCGUUUGGUUCUACCCCCAGCCUUCGGUGACACCAUCGGUCCCCUUUGGUGUAACACACUUGCAUGCAGCAGCAGGAAUUAUGAUCACUGCAAGUCACAACCCAGCCCAGGAUAACGGCUACAAAGUCUAUUUCAAGAAUGGGGCUCAGAUCAACACCCCCAUGGAUGUAGAAAUCGCCCAAUCAAUCGAAGAAAAUUUGGUCCCUUGGGCUGGUGCCUGGAAGGAACAGCAACCCAGCGAAUAUCUCCACACUGAUGCGUACCAGAGGAUCCUGCCAGAAUAUACAAAGAAAGUCUGGAAUUAUGCUAAAUCCACCGUAACCGAAUGGGGACCUCCGAGCCCUUUUGUGUAUACUCCGUUGCACGGGGUUGGUGGCUUGGUUUUCCCGGAUCUGUGUCAGUCUGUGGGAAUCAACAAUCUCUCCCCCGUAGCAGAACAGAUUCAGCCCGAUCCAGACUUCCCCACCGUAUCAUUCCCAAAUCCCGAAGAAGCUGGGGCCUUGGACCUUGCCAUGCAAACGGCCUAUAAGGAGGGGAAAUCUCUCAUUGUUGCCCAUGAUCCAGAUGCGGACCGGUUUGCGGCAGCUGAGAAAGUCAAUGGUUCUUGGUUCCCUUUCACGGGAAAUCAUGUCGGAGUACUCCUGGCAUCUCAUCUCUUUGAGUCUCUGGAGGGCCGAGAGGAUAAGUCCCGUAUUGCCGUCCUGAACUCCACAGUCUCCACGGGCAUGCUGGAGAAAAUGGCAGCAGCCAAAGGUAUACGUUUCCAGGAAUCAUUGACGGGCUUCAAAUGGAUGGGUAAUAUCUCGCGGAAGCUUGAGGACGAAGGAUACUACGUUCCGUAUGCCUUUGAAGAAGCCCUUGGCUACAUGUUUUCGGAGGUCUGCUACGACAAGGAUGGCAUUACUGCCGCAAUGGUCUUCCUGUCAGCGGAGGCAAAAUGGAGAUCCCAGGGGCUCACGCCCUACACAAAAUUACAGCAACUCUUCAAGGAGUUUGGUCACUUCGAGACUCUCAACACCUAUUUCCGAUCUCCCAAUCCAGCUACGACGGCUAGCUUGUUCAAAGCCAUCAGGGGCGGGCCCUACCAGUCCGAGAAAUCUCUAGGGUCAUUUAAGAUAUUGAGAUGGCGAGAUAUGACGGAAGGCUACGAUUCGGGGACCCAAGACAACAAACCGACGCUGCCUGUGGACAGUUCCAGUCAUAUGUUGACCUUGUGGCUUGAUCGGGAUAUCCGGUUCACCAUCCGAGCCUCAGGCACAGAGCCCAAAGUAAAGGUGUACAUUGAAAGCUGCGGUGCAUCUCGCGAACAGGCCACGGCUGCUGUUUGUGAUACUUUCCUGGCCGUGUUGAAGGAAUGGAUCCAGCCUUCUGCCCCGUCAAUGACAUAUAGCAAACAGCUGCCCACCUCCUCUGGACAUGUAUACACGGUUCCAGAAUGUCAGGCAAGGAUGAUGGUACUAUGGAGAGCAAACAACAUCAACCACCACGGCCACCAAUCUACCAACCCCCACCACCCCAGUAUGACCCCCGCCACGAGGAUGGAGACGACACCUGCUUUUGCUGGUUCCGGCAACAAAAUGGGCCCCCGCAUCGACCCGCUCGUGUCGCGUUCGAACGUGGCCGCAACGAUAGCCCCCAUCCAUGUCGUCGAGGACGGUCUCGCCGCAGACGCGAUGACCGACGGACUCCCUCCCGAGGACCCCACCACGACAGCGACAGCGACAGCGACGGCAACCACAAUAGUUGCUGCUACCAAAGCCAAGGCAUCCGUCGACGACCUAGCCAUAGCCGUCGACGUGGCCAUCACGACCACCGUGACCGCGAUCGAGAUCGUGACCACCACCACAAAGCCCCAGCGCAGAUCCAAAUCCAAACCCAAGGCCAAAACCAAGAGCAAACCCAACGACAGGAAAUCCACCAUCACCACCACCGCGCUCGGAGUCCCCCCUAUCGGCCACCUACUCCUGCUCGGAGACGUAGCCGUGGUCGCGAUGAUCGUGAAUAUGACCACGAUCACGAAUGUAACAGGUAUCGUCCCCCUUGCGCAGAUUUCUCACCCCCUCAUCGGCCUUGACAAAAGUCUCAUGUUCACGCUCAUAGGCAUCCGAUGUACGGCCCGACUGCGCCGCUUAUUGUGA
Messenger RNA from Aspergillus affinis, 2448 nucleotides. RefSeq names its product phosphoribomutase PRM15. The record is from RefSeq and is a predicted model, not a curated record. Gene Ontology annotation, molecular function: phosphopentomutase activity; magnesium ion binding. Lineage: Eukaryota; Fungi; Ascomycota; Eurotiomycetes; Eurotiales; Aspergillaceae. Bases 1 to 2448 code for a protein of 815 amino acids. Gene Ontology annotation, biological process: purine ribonucleoside salvage; carbohydrate metabolic process. The transcript is spliced from 12 exons.